AUGGCGUCGAACGGUUGGUGGCGAAUCGCGCGGUGGACGCUGACAGCUGUCGGCGACGACGACGACGACAUCUACGAGGAGGUCGUCGAAUCGCCGCUGACGAACAAGCUCGUCGACAAAGAGCAAGAGUUUCAUGAUUUUGUCCGUCAACAAAUCAUAUGCAUGUGGCUCUUCAUGGCGUUGUACAUCAUCGCUUAUAUGGUCAUCGCGAGGCUCAAACGAAAAACCGAACGCGAAGCGCUGUAUGCCGGCGAAGAGGACUAUUUCGUCUAUCGCGUCUCCGUCUGGAUGUGCUGCAUUUCGAUGGGCGUCUCGAUCGGCUCGCUUCUCUUAUUGCCAUUCUCGGUGAUUGGCGUCGAAUUGUUGCAAUUGUACGAGCACAAUUAUUAUUUCCAAUGGCUCUCCUAUUCGCUGAUCGGCUCCCUAUGGAAUUAUGUGUUCACACUCUCGAAUCUCUCGCUGUUCGUCCUAUUGCCGUUCUCGUAUUUUUUCAUCGAAUCGCAAGGCUUCUCGAAUGCGCGAAAUCGAAAUGGAAUCACGCAACGCGUUUACGAGACAUUGGCCAUCAGCGCGCUGUUCAUCGUCGUCCUGUUGUGUCUCGCUGAAAUUGUGCUCACCAUCAUCAAGUAUCCGGUGUCGUUCCUCUCGAUCACCUCCGUCAAUUUGCCGUUGAUCUAUUCGUGCGUCUCGCUCAGCGGCGCGCUUCUUCUGCUCAUCUCGACGCCGUACGGCUUCGCCAAAAUGUUCUCCGUCGUUCGAGAAUUCUUUUUUGGCGUCGACGUCGUCGAGGUCGACGAGCGCGAGAAUGUCGGCGGCGGCGGCGGCGAUGAGUUCCGAAAAGAUAGCGACAGUGGCAUCGAGUCGGGCUCGACGGAGGAGAUGAAGCUCGACUCGGAGGACGAGCGAUUGAUACGCGAAGCUGGCGGUGAUGCGUCGCCGUCGCGAAUUCGCCGACGACGAAGGAAACAUGAUUAUGCGGAGACGACGACGACGACGAUGAUCGCGAAGCGAACCGCUGCACCUUGCUACUCAUAUUUGGGCACGAAUGGCCUGUCGUCGAGACGUUGUCGAUAUUAUUCCGAGACUCAACGCGACCCGAUCGAGAAUUUGGAUUUGGAAUUUGAUGGCUGGAUACCCACGAAUCACUACAAUCUCCAAUCGCCGCUUCAUAUUGGAAGUCCGCUUCUCGCGUCGACGCCGAUGGCCGACAUUCGCAAAUUUUCCGAACGACGCUCGAAAUCGGAUGAAGCGCUGUGGAAGCCGAGUCGAUAUCUCAUCAAAGUUCGCCAAUUUGGCAUAUUUCGAAAAGCGGCCGAAAAUGUGCGAAACGCGCGAAACUCGCGAAUCCUCAAACUAUUAUUGAGUCUACGAUUCCCGAUGAUUCUCGCCGUCCUUCUCAUAUUGACGACAAUCGCCCUAAUGAUGGUGGCGAUCAACACGCUGAAAUUGCUGUUCGGCUUCCGAAGCCUUCCCGAAUACGCGCAGAUCAUCGAGGUGCACACGCGUCACAGUUUCGGGUUGUUCGGCGCGUGCGUCGAGACGCUCAUCAUCGUCUACGUGAUGGUCACCUCGUUCGUCGGCCUCUACUCGCUGCCGCUUCUUCGCUCGAUUCGGCCGAUUCGACGCGACACGUCGAUGACGGCGCUCAUCAUCAACUCGUCGUUGGUGUUGGUGGCGAGCUCGGCGCUGCCGGUGAUUGUCAACACGUUGGGCAUGACGACAUUCGAUCUACUCGGCUCGUAUUCAUCGCUCCAAUGGCUCAGCUCGUUUCGCGUCGUGCUCGCUUAUAACCUCAUGUUUCUGGUGCUCUGCGUUGCGCAUUUGUUCAAUUCGCUGACGGGUCCGAUGCGAAAGGAAAUUUGGAAACGAAUUUGUCAAUUGCGCGGCCGAAAAAAGCAGAAAAAUUUAUAA
Messenger RNA from Caenorhabditis bovis, 1911 nucleotides. Lineage: Eukaryota; Metazoa; Nematoda; Chromadorea; Rhabditida; Rhabditidae. The record is from the annotation of a GenBank genome assembly.